Messenger RNA from Brassica napus (rape), 2398 nucleotides. RefSeq names its product ankyrin repeat-containing protein At5g02620-like. The record is from RefSeq and is a predicted model, not a curated record. Gene Ontology annotation, molecular function: protein phosphatase 1 binding; protein phosphatase regulator activity. The coding region runs from base 464 to 2302 and encodes 612 amino acids. NCBI's taxonomy places the organism in Eukaryota, Viridiplantae, Streptophyta, Magnoliopsida, Brassicales, Brassicaceae. The transcript is spliced from 3 exons. Gene Ontology annotation, cellular component: plasma membrane.
UUAAUAAAGAAAACACCACCAAAAAGGAUGGUUCCCAGCUGAAGAUGCUGUCACUCUAACUCUUUUGUCUCUGUGCAUCUUCCUGUCCUUCGUCAAUGGCUUAGGACUAAAGAUUCUUACAUGUGGGCGUUUUAAAAAAAAAAAAGCCUUGAUCGAGAUUUUCAAACACUUCUUCAACAACUCAAGUCAAGCUGUUUAGUUUCUCAGAUGCAACUGAUAGUUCAACUACACUCCACUGAAACCACCUGCCACCUUUUUUCUUAAUCUUUCUCUCAACACAUGGAAGAGAUCUUCAAAUUACAAGAAAGUCGAGGUUUUUCAUUUUCCUGCUGAUUCUUCUAUUACAAAACAAGGGUUCCUGGAAAAGAUCUCACGGACAAAGUUGUCAUUCUUCACGAUCUUUGUCUAAUUAGAUUACUGUUCUGUUUUAGAUCUUAGUUAGCUAAAAAACGGUUGUAAUAUAAUGGGUUCUUUGCCUCCUGUAAUGGAGAAUCAACGUAGCUUUCUAGGUAACUCCAUCGAGGUACAAGACAGUCUCAGAUGCGUUGGUACAGAGAAUCAUCCAAGAAAGGGAAGACCUUUGGAGAAGCAAGUUAGUUUCCAACAUGGAACCGAAGGAAGAGCAAUGGAGAGGCAGAGAAGCUUGCGUGGGUUCGUCGAGAAACAGAAAAGCUUUCGUGUAGUGAUAGAGAGACAGUUAAGUUUCAUGAAUGGUGAGAGGAAGAUGAAGAAGAAUGAGUCACCCGGUAAAAGAGGAGACUCUCCUCUCCACAUUGCAGCUCGAACAGGGAACUUGGGAAAGGUUAUGGAAUCGAUUCGAAGUUGUAACGGUGCUGAAGAGUUAAGGGAGUUGCUGUCAAAGCAAAAUCUAGAAGGAGAGACUCCUCUUUAUACCGCAGCAGACAAUGGACAUUCGUUAGUUGUUGAAGAGAUGUUGAAGCAUAUGAAUCUUGAAAUCGCAUCUAUUGCAGCUAGGAAUGGGUUUGAUCCUUUCCAUGUCGCAGCAAAACAAGGCCACCUCGAGACAUUGAAGAGACUCUUGGAGACGUUUCCGAACCUAGCCAUGACAACUGAUUUAUUGUGCACAACAGCAUUACACACGGCUGCUACACAGGGACACAUUGAUGUGGUGAAUCUUCUUUUGAAGACGGAUUCUCAUUUAGCUAAGAUAGCUAAGAACAACGGUAAAACCGCCCUUCAUUCCGCAGCUCGGAUGGGGCAUGUUGAAGUUGUCAAGUCUUUGAUAGGUAACGAUGCAAGCAUUGGGUUUAGAACUGAUAAGAAGGGACAAACAGCGCUUCACAUGGCUGUUAAAGGUAAACAUGAAGGGAUUGUUCUUGAGUUGGUGAGGCCUGAUCCUAAAGUUUUGAGCGUUGAGGAUAAUAAAGGAAACACUCCAUUGCAUAUUGCCACAAAUAAAGGCCGUACUAAGAUAGUGAGAUGUUUAGUAUCGUUUGAUGGAAUCAACCUCAAUGCUCUGAACAAGGCUGGAGAUACUGCGCUUGAUAUAGCUGAAAAGAUUGGAAACGCAGAGCUUGUGUUGGUUUUGAAAGAAGCAGGAGCUGCUACAGCUAAAGAUCUUGGGAAGCCUCAGAAUCCAGCUAAACAUCUUAAGCAAACGGUGAGCGACAUUAGACACGAGGUACAAUCUCAGCUCCAGCAGUCUCGCCAGACAGGUGCUAGAGUUCAGAGGAUCGCAAAGAGACUCAAGAAGCUUCACAUUAACGGUCUGAACAACGCUAUAAACUCAGCAACCGUUGUAGCUGUCCUAAUAGCAACCGUUGCGUUUGCGGCCAUCUUCACCAUACCUGGACAAUAUGAAGAGGACAGAACAAAAGGACCGUUGGUGUUAGGAGAAGCUAGGAUAGCCAACGAAGCACCGUUCUUGGUCUUCUUUAUAUUCGACAGCUUGGCGCUGUUCAUAUCUUUGGCGGUUGUUGUGGUGCAGACAUCGGUUGUGGUGAUUGAACAGAAGGCGAAGAAGAAGCUUGUGUUUGUGAUCAACAAGCUCAUGUGGUUGGCUUGUUUGUUCAUAUCUAUUGCCUUUGUUUCUCUUUCGUUUAUCGUUGUGGGUAAAGAGGAUAUGUGGCUAGCGAUUUGUGCAACGGUUAUUGGAGGGACGAUCAUGCUAACCACUAUAGGUGUAAUGUGUUAUUGUGUGGUGAUGCAUAGGAUUGAGGAGUGUAAGCUGAAACAAAUGAGGAAAGAGAGAAGCAAGUCUAGAUCUUUCUCACUCUCUCAUAUGCCUUCAGAGUCAGAUAUUCUCAAUGGUGAACUCAACAAGAGAAUGUAUGCACUCUGAUGAGACUAACUCAAGUCUCAAAGCAAAUCUACAGUUUGUGACACAAAAUGUAUUUUCUAAAGAAUCAAAGAAUGAAUAAAAAAAGUGAUUACUUCA